Molecule: messenger RNA, 1438 nt
Organism: Prunus dulcis (almond)
Lineage: Eukaryota; Viridiplantae; Streptophyta; Magnoliopsida; Rosales; Rosaceae
Product: MADS-box protein SVP
Exons: 9
Coding region: 325-1011 (228 amino acids)
Biological process (GO): positive regulation of transcription by RNA polymerase II
Cellular component (GO): nucleus
Molecular function (GO): protein dimerization activity; DNA-binding transcription factor activity, RNA polymerase II-specific; RNA polymerase II cis-regulatory region sequence-specific DNA binding
Source: RefSeq, a predicted model, not a curated record
AAAUUGUUUCUUUUCUCCAAUUGGUUGGUAUAUUUUUUAUUUUCUGAGCCUUGUUGGUGUUGAAAAAGCUCUCUCUGGAUCUAAGAAUCUAGAGAUGGAGAUGGGUGAUGGGUCUCUUUCUCUCUAAAAUUUUGCAUUUCAUUUCAUUGCAUAUUUAGGGUUUGCCUUCGCCCCCCCAGAUUCUUGGCUAAAUUUGGCAAAAUGCCGCCAUUUCUCGCACCGGACCUGUCCCUCUCCAAUUAGCCCUCGUUUCCUUUUGCUUCUAAUUUCUUUGCCUUUUCUGAAGCAGCAGAAGAAGCAGAAGCAGAAGAAGAAGAUCGAUCGAUGGCGAGGGAGAAGAUUCAGAUCAAGAAGAUCGACAACGCAACGGCGAGGCAGGUGACCUUUUCCAAGCGGAGGAGAGGGCUUUUCAAGAAGGCUCAGGAGCUCUCCGUUCUCUGUGAUGCAGAUAUUGCUCUUAUCAUCUUUUCUUCCACUGGAAAGCUCUUUGAAUACGCCAGCUCCAGCAUGAAGGAAAUUCUAGAACGUCACAACUUGCACGCAAAGAAUCUCUCGAAAAUAGAACAACCAUCUCUUGAGUUACAGCUAGUGGAGAACAGCAACUACUCUGCGUUGAGCAAGGAAAUUACAGCACAAAGUCAACAACUUAGGCAGAUAAGGGGAGAAGAAAUCCAAGGAUUAAAUUUGGAAGAAUUGCACCAACUGGAGAAGUCUCUUGAAGCUGGAUUGGGCCGCGUAAUAGAGAAAAAGGGUGAAAAGAUUAUGAAAGAGAUCAGCGAUCUCGAAAGCAAUGCGAUGCGAUUGGUUGAAGAGAAUGAACGGCUGAGACAGCAAGUGCUGGAGAAACAUAAUAGCCAGAAGCCGGUUCGGGCCGAUUCAGAAAACAUGGUUAUGGAGGAGGGUCAGUCAUCAGAGUCUGUCACCACCAACCUCUGCAACUCUAACAGCGCUCCUCAAGACUAUGAGAGCUCAGAUACAUCUCUCAAAUUGGGGUUACCUUACUCUGGUUAAUAUGAUCUAUAGUUUGGGGAAAGUUGAGUUACUAAUUGAUUGAGAUAUAUGAAUGUAACAUUCAACCCCACUGUGUUAAAAAGAAGUACAUGAUUCAUCCGAAUCAUGGACAGAUCUAUCAUCUAUGUGAUGCUAAAUAUAUAUCAUCGUUCAAGUAAUUAUUUUUCUCAAAUGAGGCGCAGUAUGAGAUGAGGGGACCCCAGAAUAAAAUCAUAUGUUGCGACGACUCGUGUGUUGACUCCUAUCAUUCUUUUGAGUUGGAUGUAGAGGCGGGCACGGUCUGGGUUGGCCUGUCUUUUAACCUUAAUCGAUGGACCACCGAAUUGACAAUGUCAUCAAGUAGCUUUUGGGGCUCCUCCAAUUAGUGAGGAAGGGUGAUGUAAUGAGUUACAAUUAUGAUGAGUCUCAAUGGUUUGAUACGUUUUAA